Molecule: messenger RNA, 669 nt
Organism: Spodoptera littoralis (African cotton leafworm)
Lineage: Eukaryota; Metazoa; Arthropoda; Insecta; Lepidoptera; Noctuidae
Source: the annotation of a GenBank genome assembly
AUGCAAGAAACCGUUACAAACUCUAACGAAAGAAAGUCAUUGUUCUCGUCGUUCUUGGAGGUGCUGGAGGCUCGUGACAAACAGGCUCAGAUCGACAAACAACUGCAGGAAGAAAAAUAUUUAAGGAGGACACAGCGAAUCUAUGAUUUUCAUGAACGGCAACAACGCGAAGCGGUGGAGCUGCAGCGCUGCCUGGACUACGUGUCGCAGCACGCGCAUGUACUGGAGACGGUGCUGCGCGGCGCGAGUGCGGGCGGCGCGGACGCUCCGCUGAGCGCGGCGCUGGUGCGCCAGGCGGCCGCGCUGCAGCGCUGCAUGGCGCAGUGCGUCGCCAACGCCAGCCGCAUCCGACAACUGCUCACGGCCACCCACCAGCCACAGAUGGACACCAUGCUCGCUAAGAUGGAAGCCGAGCUACGCACGUGGACAGCGUUCCUGCAUCGCGCCGUGGACGCCACGUACAACACCGAGGUCGUCAUCGAUAACCUGCAGAACAUGAUCGCGGAGCAGCGGCGCUGCGUGCGCGAGGUGUCCUCCAGCACCGUGUUCACGGCGCUGACGGGCGGGGGCGCGGCCGCGGCGGCGGGCCCGGCCGGGGGCGCGCCUGCCUCGCCGCUGGGCCGGCGCGCGCCCUCGCUGGCCUGCAGCACGCCGCUGUCGCGCGACUAG